GGCUGUGCGAAGGGGCGAGGCCUCACGGCGGCAACCUGCGUUUCCUGCCCAGCAGGUCUUGCCACAAACCCGGAAUAGCCGCAGCAGACAGAGGGGGCGGCGCCCGGGAGGGACCCGGCCUGAGCGGUGUUAGCUGAGCUUCCUUGGCAGUGUUUUUGGAACCCUGGGCGGCUGCGGGGUAGGGAGCUACUUCGCAGAGCUGUCGCAAACAUCUCUCUUCCACCUGUGACAUGCGGACAGUGCAAAGGGACUACACUGCAGGGCUGUCGUGAGCUAACCCCGGACACGGCAGCCAGAAAGCUUCGGGCGCAGAAAUGGCCGGGCAGAGAUUCCUCUUUUUCGAUUUAAAGGCGAAUUGAAGCCAAAGAAAGGAUCCUCAUCGCCCUUUACGGCAAACGUUUCUUUAUAGGACUUCUGGGGGUGCGGGGCUAAUCAGACGGGUGAGGAGAUCCAGAGGCCGACGCAGGGAUUUGCCCCGCCCACAGCCAGGUGUGCAUGACGUCACGGUUUCUUAGGAGACCCUGAGGGUUGGACUGCCAUGGCGGCAGCGGAGGACUCCCCCAGCCCCUUACGUCAGGCAGGCGGGCUGAGCUGCCCCCUGGAUUGUGAGGAGGAUGAGGAGGGUGAGGGCAGCAGCGGCAACCAUGCUGCCAAAGACCUGUCUGUGGGCUGUGAGGGUGACUUGGAGGUGAAUCCUUAUGAUGGGCUGCCCUUCUCUUCACGCUACUACGAGCUGCUGCGCCAGCGCAGAGUGCUACCCAUUUGGAACUCCAAGUUCCUCUUCAUGGAGCACCUCGAGGGGAGCAGCUCCAUUAUCUUGGUCUCUGGGGAGCCAGGAGCUGGCAAGAGCACUCAGGUGCCACAGUGGUGUGCCGAACACGCCCUUUCCCUGCAGUUUGCCCACGGCCAAGUGGUCUGCACUCAGCCUCAUAGCCUGGCUGCCCUCAGCCUGGCAUUGCGUGUGGCAGAUGAAAUGGACCUCAACGUGGGCCACGAGGUUGGCUACUGUGUCCCCUGUGAGGACUGCUGCACCUCAGAGACUCUGCUCAGGUUCUGCUCAGAUGAGGUGCUGCUGCGGGAGAUGACGUCUGACCCUCUGCUGCACCAGUAUGGCGUGGUGGUUCUGGAUGAGGCGCAGGAGCGCACGGUGCCCACGGACCUCCUCUUGGGGCUGCUGAAGGACGUCCAGCGGCAGCGCCCAGAGCUGCGCCUGGUGGUUGUGACGGAGCCCUUACUGGUGGAGCCCCUGUGCCGCUUCUGCCCCAGCGCCCCUGUGGUGCGGGUCCCAGGGCUCAGCCCAGCCCCACGCCUGGCCUACAGGGAGCCCACCCUGGGGGGCCAUGUCUCUGCCGCCUGCCAGGCUGCGCUGGAGCUUCAUAGGCAGAAGGAGGCUGGUGACAUGAUGGUCUUCCUGGCCAGCAAGCAGGAGAUUGACGCAUGCUGCGAGGCCAUCCGCACUGAGGCUGAGGCCUUGGACUCCGACCUGGGCCAGCUGCUGGUGCUGCCUCUUCACCCGGGCGUGGGGCGAGAUGUCCAGAGACUGUAUGAGACCAGCCAGGAGCAGUCGGGGGCUGUUCGGCCACGCAGGAUCAUUGUCACCCACUGGCUGGCGGACGCCGGCUUCUCUGUUGGGAGCGUCAGGCAUGUCAUUGAUGCCGGACUGGAGCUCUGCAGUGUUUACAACCCACGGAUCCGGGCUGAGUCGCAGGCGUUGCGCUCCAUAAGCAGACAGCAGGCAGAGGCUCGGCGGCUCAGGGCAGCUGGGAGCCCCCCAGGGUCAUGUCUGCGCCUCUAUUCGGACUCCUACUACGAGCAGAGCCUCCCGGCCGCUCCUCCUCCCCACAUCACAGAGGCCAACCUCAGCCGCCUGGUCCUGCUGCUGAAGAGGCUGGACAUCGCAGACAUGGGCCAGUGCGACUUUCUCGACCGGCCAGCCCCCGAGUCGCUAAUGCAGGCCCUUGAAGAUUUGGACUACUUGGCCGCCCUGGAUGACGACGGAAAUCUCUCCGAGGUGGGCAUCAUUAUGUCGGAGUUUCCUCUGGACCCCCAGCUGGCCAAGGCGCUCCUGGCCUCCUGUGAAUUUGACUGUGUCCACGAGAUGCUCACCCUGGCCGCCAUGCUGACAGCUGGGCCGUGCUUCCUGACUCCCAGCGCUCGCUGGGAGGAGGCAGUGGCAGUGCGGCAGCGGAGCCUGCUUCACCCCGCGGGGGACCACUUCACCCUUAUCAACGUCUUCAACGCCUUCCACCAGCAGAGUGACCCAGAGAACUGGUGCCGGAAACACGCGGUGCGGGAGGCAGCGCUGCGGCUGGCCGGGGUGGUUCGGGCGGAGCUGCUGGAGGCCAUGCAGCGCAUUGAGCUGCCCAUUUCCCCGCCAGCCUUUGGCACAGACAGCAACGUCCUCCGCCUGAAGCGGGCCCUCCUCUCAGGCUUCUUCCUCAAGGUGGCCCGGGACAUUGAUGGCUCUGGCAACUAUCUGCUGCUGACCCACAAGCAUGUGGCCCAGCUGCCCCCAAGCUGCUGCUACCGCCUGCGCCGCCCACCCCCACGCCCUCCCCCCUGGUUGCUCUACCAUGAGUUCACCAUCUCGCAGGAUAACUGCCUGAGCGUCGUUUCCGAGAUCCAGCCAGAAAUGCUGGCAGAGCUGGCGCCCCAGUACUACCUGAGCAACCUGCCUUCCAGUGAGAGCCGGGACCUGCUCCUGGAGCUGCGUGAGAAGCUGGCAAGGGACGCGGAGUUGCUGCUGCCAUCACCAUCUCCAGCCGCGCAGCAGGAUGAGGGGUCUCCGGCACCCAAAGGUGCUGAGGAUGGGGAGGAUGCCUGUGUGCUGCAGUGAGCCAGGACCAAGGUCGGGUCCAGAUGGAAUUCAGGUUCCAAGGAACUCCUGUGUGCAUUGGGGAAAGGAGGGCUGGGGCCUUGCCUUGCCAUUGCUGGGAAGAGCGGCUGGUGUCCCAGGGCGUGGCAGGGGCCAUUGGAAGGCCUGACAGGCAUUGGUGCCAAAGCCCCCUGCACUUUCUGGACACAGAAGAGGGGUGGGCAGGGGUGUCCGGGAGGGCUGGUCCUGCUGUGCCUAACCCAUCUUUUGCCAUUGGCUUCCUCAGGGCGGCAGAGCCUGGCUGCACUUUCUGGGACCCAUCUGUGUCUGGCAGCAGAGUGGCCAUACAGGGUGGCUGGGCCUGGCCUAGGGAGGGUGUGUGCCUUGACUCAGACUCUGCUCCCCCAGGCUUGUUUGUGAGCAAAGGUGGCAGGAGAGAGAGGAACCCAAACAGUCAGGGCCACAGAGGUUGGGCCAGGUUGGAAGUGGGGGCGGAGGUUCUGCGGUUGGGUGUGGUUAUCUGUCUCGCAAUCUUUGUUGCUGGGGGAGUAGGGAGUGGGCAAGCAGUAUGUGGUAGUGCCACAAGGGGUGCCUUUUGAGCAUAGGCUGGGCAUGGAGUGGCCUUUCUCGGCCCUCAGUGGAUGAUGUGCAGUAUCCUCUCUUGGGUCGGUGGGUUCGAGGCAGGGCUGUCUUCCUUGUUUUGUAGCCCUUGUUAGUGCUAGAUGAGUCUUAGCAGGCAGGGACGCCGCUUUCCCCCCCUUGCAGACUUGCACCGUAGCCUCGUGUUUGCCAGGGAAACCAUUUGCUGAGGGCUGCUUGCUUUCUCCUGGAACAGGCUUCCUGCAGGCUUGGGGAGGCUCUAGCAGCGAGUCUUGCUGGUUGGGUGCAAUUCCUGGCAGUCUUUGCUGAGCUCUGCCUUUAUGCCUGCCUUAUUUUGGGGGUGGGGGCUGUGAAAUGGCCCUUGAUGUUUAGCUGAUACAGCAGAGCUUUUUAUGGACUCUUUUUACAAGGGAGUGGUGUAUUUUCCUUUCUGUGAGAACAUUAUCCUCAGGUGAAAGCAUUGUUCCUGAGCUGUUACCUGUGUAGGCAGAUCAUGUGGGAACAUGCACAUCUUCUGCCAUCAGUACCAUUCACUGGGUGCGCCUCUGGCACCAGAAAGAAUCUCCCUUCUUUCUGGCCUAGAAUAUGAUUCACCAAGCAGAAUUAAAACCUUUGAAACACUGAAA
Rhineura floridana is the source of this 4041-nucleotide messenger RNA. RefSeq names its product DEAQ-box RNA dependent ATPase 1 (gene DQX1). The record is from RefSeq and is a predicted model, not a curated record. Gene Ontology annotation, molecular function: RNA binding. Bases 539 to 2836 code for a protein of 765 amino acids. The transcript is spliced from 12 exons. Gene Ontology annotation, cellular component: spliceosomal complex; intracellular anatomical structure. Lineage: Eukaryota; Metazoa; Chordata; Lepidosauria; Squamata; Rhineuridae.